Messenger RNA from Populus trichocarpa (black cottonwood), 2989 nucleotides. RefSeq lists its product as uncharacterized. Gene Ontology annotation, cellular component: cytosol; cytoplasm. Gene Ontology annotation, molecular function: fructose 1,6-bisphosphate 1-phosphatase activity. Gene Ontology annotation, biological process: fructose 1,6-bisphosphate metabolic process; gluconeogenesis; sucrose biosynthetic process. The record is from RefSeq and is a predicted model, not a curated record. NCBI's taxonomy places the organism in Eukaryota, Viridiplantae, Streptophyta, Magnoliopsida, Malpighiales, Salicaceae.
AUGAUAAGUGUGGGACCCAAAAUUUAACAGAAAUCUUUUCCCACCUCACAAUUCUACCUUCGAUGCCCAACACAAUCCAUGUAAGAAAAACCAAUAAUUAAAAAAAAAAUUAUCCGAAAACAAGAAGAGAAGCAAAACCAAGAACCAGGAAAAGAAGCAGCCAUGGUUGCACAAGCAGCAGCAAUAACAACUUCAUCAUCACAUCUUCUCUUCUCAACCUCACGCUCACUGUCUCGCCCAUCUCCUUCCCAGUUAUGUGUCUUUGACUCAAAAACACUUGUGUCAUACCCCAACAGCACUAGUACUUACAAGAAAAAACGUGGUGGUGAUGGGCUCAAGUGCAUGGCUGUGAGCACAGCCUCGGAUGCUAAAACAAAGAAGAGUACGUUUGAGAUUCAAACACUGACUGGUUGGCUGUUGAAGCAAGAACAAGCUGGUGUUAUUGAUGCUGAGCUCACUAUUGUUAUAUCAAGCAUUUCAAUGGCAUGUAAGCAGAUUGCUUCUUUGGUGCAAAGAGCUAGCAUUUCUAACUUAACUGGAGUUCAAGGUUCUGUUAACGUUCAAGGAGAAGAUCAGAAGAAGCUUGACGUGGUCUCUAAUGAGGUGUUCUCUAGCUGCUUGAGAUCAAGUGGGAGGACAGGAAUCAUAGCAUCAGAGGAAGAGGACGUGCCAGUGGCAGUGGAGGAGAGUUACUCUGGAAACUAUAUAGUGGUUUUUGACCCACUCGAUGGAUCAUCCAACAUUGAUGCUGCAGUGUCUACUGGUUCCAUCUUUGGAAUAUACAGCCCCAAUGACGAAUGCCUGGCCGAUAUUGGAGAUGACUCCACUCUUGAUCAAACGGAACAGAGGUGUAUUGUGAAUGUGUGCCAGCCAGGAAAUAACCUCCUUGUUGCUGGCUACUGCAUGUAUUCAAGCUCAGUGAUUUUUGUGCUAACUAUUGGAAAAGGCGUGUUCUCUUUCAGCUUGGAUCCAAUGUAUGGAGAGUUUGUUUUAACUCAAGAAAACAUCCAGAUACCAAAGGCUGGAAAGAUUUAUUCAUUUAAUGAAGGAAACUACCAGUUGUGGGAUGACAAGCUGAAGAAGUACAUUGAUGACCUUAAAGACCCUGGUCCGAGUGGCAAGCCCUACUCCGCUAGAUACAUUGGAAGCUUGGUCGGUGACUUCCACCGGACGCUGCUGUACGGUGGCAUUUAUGGGUACCCCAGGGACAAGAAGAGCAAGAAUGGGAAGCUGAGGCUUCUGUAUGAGUGUGCACCGAUGAGCUUUAUAGUGGAACAAGCUGGUGGGAAAGGAUCAGACGGGCAUCAGAGAGUACUGGAUAUCACUCCUACUGAGAUACACCAGCGUGUUCCGCUUUACAUAGGGAGCGUGGAGGAAGUGGAGAAAUUGGAGAAUAAAAUAACUUCAUUUCAUGCGGGAGCAGGGCCAGUAGACAGCUCCAAUACCAAGUGGGCUCAUAAGUCAAACAAAGUUAUAGUUUCACCUAGAAUGAAUCACAAUCACACAAUAGGCGUAGGAAGGAAGAUAAGUGAGAACCCUGUACACAGACACCCAACAAUCACAACAAUGUUUGAGGCAAUUCCGACUUCCUCUUCACAAAUCACCUUCUCAACCUCUCGCUCUUCCAUUAUUUCUCACCUGUUUCCUAUAAAGAACCGCUCUCAUCAUAUUAGACAAUCAUUUGGUAGGCGUUUUGCCUCCGGAAUUCGAUGCAAAGCUGUGGAAAUUACAGCAGCAGAAUCAGGCAUUAAAGAAGAUAAGAGAAAGAAGGGCCGUUAUGCGCUCGAAAACUUGACAACUUGGCUAUUGAAGCAAGAACAAGCAGGGAACAUUGAUGCAGAGCUCACAGUGGUUUUAUCCGGUAUCUCAUUGGCAUGUAAACAGAUUGCUUCCCUUCUUCAACGAUCGAGCAUAAUCAAUCUCACUGGCGUUCAAGGAACCACCAACAUCCAAGGUGAAGAUCAGAAGAAGCUGGAUGUAAUCUCCAAUGAGCUGUUUUGCAAUUGUUUAAGGUCAAGUGGCCGCACAGCGAUUAUAGUAUCAGAGGAAGAAGACGUACCUGUUGCUGUCGAGGAAACUUACUCUGGGAACUAUAUUGUGGUGUUUGAUCCAAUUGAUGGGUCUGCCAACAUUGAUAUAGCAUUGACCACUGGAUCUGUCUUUGGAAUUUAUGGCCCUGAUGAGCAAUGCCUCUUUAAUAUUGACGAUGACUCCACACUUGACGAAGCAAGACAAAGGUGCAUCAUCAACGCUUGCCAGCCAGGCAGAAACUUGCUUGCUGCUGGCUAUUGCCUCUAUUCAAGCUCGGUCGUCUUCACAAUAUCUAUAGGGAAAGGGGUGUUUGCUUUUACCUUGGAUCCCACAUUCGGGGAGUUUGUACUGACACAUGAAGAUAUCAAGAUCCCGAAAACAGGAAAGAUUUACUCGUUCAAUGAAGGAAAUUAUGACCUGUGGGAUGGUAAACUGCAGAGCUACCUUGGCUACCUUAGGCAGCCAGGGCCACCCAACGGGAAGCCUUACUCUGGACGUUAUAUAGGCUGCCUUGUUGGGGAAAUACAUAGGAUGCUUCUAUAUGGUGGCAUCUAUGGAAACCCAAAGAACAAGAACAGCAAAAAUGGGAACUUGAGGUUACUGUAUGAAUGCGCACCAAUGAGUUAUCUCGUGGAACAAGCUGGUGGCAAAGCAACGGAUGGUCACCAGAGAAUCCUUGACAUCAAGCCAGAACAGAUACACCAGCGCACACCUAUUUUCAUUGGAAGCCCAGAUGAAGUGGACAAACUUCAGCAGUACCUGGCUUGAGCUUAGAUAUCUUGAUUCUGUCAUUUAUCCUCCAUCUUUCAGCAUGCUUAAAUACUAAUGGCAUUUGAAUUAAGAACUCUUGCAGAUAUUCAACUGUUCAUAGAGUUGAUAAGAUUAAUCCCAUCUAAAAUCAAUGUAAAGAAGAAUUCGUCACUUCUUUUUAUCAGAAAUAAAUCAGCUUUUGAUACAA